AUGGCUCACGUUACCAGCGAUCAGGUCAGGGAGGUGGCACAUGGACUGAUCGAGUUUGUUCUCCCAACCGAAGCUGCCAAGAACUGGGUUCUCCAACGCACUCCUUGGGUGAUUAUGGAUAAAAUCCUUCACUUGCGUUCCUGGACACCGAACAUUACGGCUCGAACCUUUGAGGAGAUGGCUACUGCCCCAUUUCGUGUCCAGAUGUGGGAUGUGCAAGAAGAGUGCUGCACCCAACUGUUUGGACGAAAAGUGGCGACUUCCACUCUUGGCAGAGUUCUCGAAUCUGGCAUCUUCUCUUGCACGGACACUGCUAGUACGUUCAUCAAGGUUAAAACCCUCAUUGAUUUCUCUAAGCCACUACGAUCCCAAAUCUGGGCGUCUAAUGAGGAGACAGGCUCUUUCUCGAUCGGGUUCAAGUAUGAACACCUCCCCAGUUUCUGCUACAAUUGCGGUCGUGUCGGCCACUUUCGCCAGAGUUGUGUGUUCGACUCGCCAUCAAGGAAGGAGAGGUUUGGUCCCCACAUGACUACCAAAAAAAUGGGGAGAAAUAUUUUUGAUGAGGAUGACCACAACCAAGGCUUUUCUGGUCACCCUAACUCGGUAUGGAUCAAUUCGAAUGCCAGACAAAUGCCGGAAAGGGAAGCACGCCCGGAGCCUCGCACAGGAACAUUGGUGCGGCGAGCUCCUCCCACUGCCAAGAAGCUGGUUGUGGACAAGAGUCCAUUGUGGAUGGGGUCUUCGGAGAACCCAUUCGCCAAGACAGAGCCUGCUGCGAUGCGAGCCAAGCAGGGGAGAAGCCCUCGCCAAUUCCCGACCCCGAAAGCUGCCAAAGUCCCCUUUGGGAGACCAAAUCGGCGGGGUAGGGGUCAGGUUGCGCAAGGGGGCAGUCCAAUGGAGAUUGAUGAGUGCACUAAGGAGCGCCAGGAUUCUGCCUCGCUCCCGCGUCGCCGUGGCAGAAAUGUGAAAUCCUUGCGGGCUGAAAAACAGGUGGGUCCUGCGGUUACUAGGAGGCAGCAGGGGAGACAACCCGCAGCACACGGACCGAUUCCUCCGGCGGGCAAUUCAUCGCGGGCAGGAGCUCUGGAGGAGACUCGCCGCCGGCGCCUCAUCCUAGAAGAAGAGUCGGAAGACGAUUUUGCUGUCCAGCCCAUCCCUUCUAUUGGGCAGGAGGGUCCUCGGCCGCCGCUGAUUCCGGCUGAUCCUUAUAAUUCUCAGGGAGGUCACAAAAUGCAACCCUUGACCAGACGAAAAGGCAAGGAAUCUAGGGGGUCUGAUUGUCCGUCCCCUAAAGGAAAGUUUGGGCUGACCCAUCCGCCCAUGGCUUCUAAGCCUGCGGCCAGGAGGAAUAACAAAGAGGAGAAGAAAGCUGCUCGGGCCUGUUCGCUUAAGCCCAAAGCCGGGUCCAUUGUGGAAGCCCAGGAUGUACAGCCGGAGCCUGCAAAUUGGGAGUCCAGGGGUAAAAAAGGGGGCCUACCGCCAUCUCCAAAGGCCGGCCCAAUUUUGCCUGAGCCCAAUACAGACCCUCUGGAUUCGGAGGCUACCUUCUCGGAGGAUGAAGCCCAGAAUUUUGAGCUUAGGCGCCGAGUUCCUUCGGGAUCCGGGGUUCUAAAAAGGCUGGUGAAAUCGUCUAGGGUCAGUAAAGUGGUCCGGGCUUUUGAACGUGGAUUGGCUAUGGAGGAUAAGGAGGAGGUUGCUGAUUUGGUUCAGCCCCAAGCCCGGCCAAAUGCGGAGAUCAUUACUGCGACUGAUGAGACCCCACUGGACGAAUAUGGAACCAAUCUCCCUGAACUGGGAACUGGGAUGAAAAAACGGCAUUUUGACGAGAUUGAUGGGGUGUUUGUGGAAAAUCCAACCCCCAAAAAACAAUUCGUGGAGGAUAGAGAUGAUAUGGAAAAGGUGGAGGAAGCCAGCCUCAAAUGGCCCCAAUCGGAUAAAUGA
Molecule: messenger RNA, 1941 nt
Organism: Linum trigynum
Lineage: Eukaryota; Viridiplantae; Streptophyta; Magnoliopsida; Malpighiales; Linaceae
Source: the annotation of a GenBank genome assembly